This is a messenger RNA of Cryptosporidium ubiquitum, 2169 nucleotides long. Its product is annotated as oligosaccharyl transferase STT3 protein. The record is from RefSeq and is a predicted model, not a curated record. Gene Ontology annotation, cellular component: membrane. The transcript has a single exon. Gene Ontology annotation, molecular function: oligosaccharyl transferase activity. NCBI's taxonomy places the organism in Eukaryota, Apicomplexa, Conoidasida, Eucoccidiorida, Cryptosporidiidae. The coding region runs from base 1 to 2169 and encodes 722 amino acids.
AUGAGAGACAGAAAUAAUAAAGAACCUGAACAUGUUUACAAAGAAAAAUCAAUCUUUGAAUCAGCUGGGAGAAUUUCUCCAGUAUUAUUGUUUCUUUCAGUGGUUUUAAUUAUGGGUCUUUGUAUUUUUGUGAGACUUUUUGCUGUAGUAAGAUAUGAAGCAAUAAUACACGAAUUCGAUCCCCACUUCAAUUAUAGAACUUCGAAAUUUCUCUCAAAACACGGUUUUUAUGCUUUCUGGAAUUGGUUUGACAGCAGAAGUUGGUACCCUUUAGGUAGGAUUAUUGGGCAAACUCUAUUCCCUGGACUUAUGCUUACUGCUGCUCUGAUGAGAUAUAUCGCCCACCAAUUAGGACUGCUUGUAAGUAUUUUGCAUAUUUGUGUUUUUACUGGACCGAUAAUCUCAAGCCUAACUGCGCUUGCUUCCUAUUUGCUCACUUUUCAAGUAACUAAGAGAAACGAAACGGGAAUAAUGGCAGCUCUUUUUACAGGUAUAUCCCCUACAUAUCUAAGCAGGAGUGUUGCAGGAAGUUAUGACAAUGAAGCAGUUGCAAUUUUUGCUCUUGUAUUUAGCUUUGCACUGUAUUUGAGAGCAGUAAAUGAUGGUAGAAUAUUGAGUUCAUUUUUUGCAGCCCUUGCUUACAAUUAUAUGACUAUGAGCUGGGGUGGCUACGUUUUUGUGAUUAAUACAAUCGCAAUAUAUACGUUGGCUCUUGUAUUAUUGAACAGAUUUACAUACAAACAUUUUGUGGUUUAUAUUGUAUUUUACGUUAUUGGAACGAUACUGAACCUCAAUAUUCCGUUUGUUAAUGUAGGUGCUGUAAAAUCCUCAGAACACCUUUCAUCGCACUGCAUGGCGUUUCUUGUAGUAUGCGUUGUGGCAUUGAACUCUUCAAAGCAUAUUCUAAGUACUUCUUCAAGCCAAAUACUUCUAAAAACUAUAUGGAUUUCUUGCUUUUUAGUUUCUAGCUCCGCUUUUUUGGUACUGACAUUAUCUGGAAAGACUAAAUGGGCGGCAAGAAGUAUGACUCUUUUAGACCCUACAUAUGCAUCUAAGCAUGUUCCUAUAAUUGCAUCAGUAUCAGAACACCAAGCAACAACAUGGUCGCAAUAUAUUUUUGACCUUCACAUUACUGCAAUAUUUUUCCCUCUGGGGAUACUUGUUUGUGCGUAUUCAAUUUAUAUUUCCCAAAAAAAAUCACCAAAAAAUUCACCAUUUCAAACAUCUCAUAGUACUUGCAUUCCUGACACUGCAAUUUUUUUGAUUGUAUAUGGAGUUCUUGCUGUUUACUUUUCUUCCGUUAUGAUUAGAUUAAUGCUGGUUUUUGGGCCUGCAGCUUGUUGUCUUUCAGCAGUGGGAUUUUCUUUUAUAUUAUCGAGUUUAAUAGGUAGAAGGCAAACUACAGGAAACGCUCAAGACACUGUAAAUGAGGGAAAUUUUGGUAUCCUCAGGUUGUUCUUUGUAAUUGUAAUGUUCUUACUUUGUGUGAAUUACGUUGUACAUAGCGUCUGGAGUUCUGCUGUGGCAUAUUCUCAUCCAUCAGUAAUAACUUCAAACCGGCUUAGAGACGGAACAAGACUUAUUCAAGAUGAUUUCAGGGAAGCAUAUUAUUGGUUGAGAAAGAAUACUCAUUACAACGCAAGGAUAAUGUCAUGGUGGGACUAUGGAUAUCAAUGCACUGAAUUAGGUGAUCGAACUGUAAUAGUAGAUAACAAUACUUGGAAUAAUACACAUAUUGCUACAGUUGGGCUUGCAUUGGCGUCUCCCGAGGAUGAAGCUUAUGAGAUAAUAAAGAAACUUGAUGUAGACUAUGUUUUUGUUGUUUUUGGAGGAUUCGCAAAAUAUUCUUCAGAUGAUAUUAAUAAGUUCUUAUGGAUGGUAAGAAUUGCCUCCGGAAUUUAUCCACAUAUUCAACAAAACGAUUAUCUUUCAGAUAGUGGGCAUUACACAGUAGGGAGAGAUGCAUCAAAUGCAAUGCUCAAUUCUCUGAUCUACAAACUAUCGUAUUAUAGGUUUUCAGAUCUUCAGAAAGACGGCUUUGAUUUGGUUAGGAAUUAUCACAUAGGAAAGACUCAAUUUUCACUUAAUCAUUUCGAGGAGGCGUAUACAACAGAUAAUUGGGUUGUAAGGAUUUACAAAGUGAAAAAACAAAACAACCGUUCAAUAUAG